AUGGUGCCAAGCAAUAAUGAUUCCGAUAACAAUGAUGCAGUGGAUGAAAUUAAAGAAUACUAUGAUUGUAGAUAUAUUUCUGCAUGUGAAGCAUCAUGGCGGAUUUUUAAAUACGAUGUUCAUUAUAGAUAUCCUGCUAUGAUUAGACUACCUUUUCAUCUUCCCAAUCAACAACAAGUUGUAUAUGAGGCAGACGAUGACAUUGAAGAUGUUCUUGACCGAACUUAUGUUGCUUCUUCAAUGUUCACAUCUUGGAUGAAGUGUAAUGAAAUCAGUAAAGAAGCACGAAAACUGAAAUAUGUUGAAUUUCCUACAAAGUUUGUUUGGCAUCGUAAACAUCUUAUUUGGAAGCCAAGGAAAGUUGGAUAUGCAGUUGGUAGAAUUCACUUUGUUUCACCUAAACUCGGAGAAGCAUAUUUCUUAAGAAUUCUUUUAAAUAAAGUGAAAGGUCCUAAAUCAUUUGAAGAAAUUCGCACAGUCAAUGGUGAACUAUGUUCUUCUUUUAAAGAUGCAUGUUAUACUCUUGGCCUUUUAGAUGAUGACAAAGAAUUCAUCGAUGCAAUUAAGGAAGCAAGUCUUUCUGGAUCUGGUUUAUCACUAAACGAAGAUCAACUUAAAAACUUGACUUUGUUUGAGAUAGAACAAAUUUUACUUCGUAACCAUUCUAGUCUCAAACACUAUGGAAAGAUGCCUUACCCAGAUGUUGAUUCUGUUUCAUCUUCAAACAAUCGUCUUAUUACUGAGGAGCUAUAUUAUGACAUACCAAAUUUAAAGAACGAGUUUGAUCGGUUGUUUGUUGCAUUAACAAACAAGCAACGAGACAUUUUUCUUGAUAUCAUGGAUGCAGUUAAACAUAAUAGGGGAGGUGUAUUCUUUGUUUAUGGUUAUGGUGGAACUGGUAAAACAUUUCUUUGGAAAACAAUUUCUGCAGCAAUUAGAGGUCAAGGUGAGAUUGUUUUAAAUGUUUCUUCAAGUGGGAUAGCUUCAUUAUUAUUGACUGGAAGCAGGACAGCACACUCUCGGUUUAUAAUUCACAUAAAUCUUACGGAGGAUUCUUUUUGUAGAAUAAAUCCAAAGAGUGAUCUUGCUAGUUUAGUGCGAAAAACCUCAUUGAUCAUUUGGGAUGAAGCACCCAUGGUUCACAAACAUGCAUUCAAAGCUUUAGAUCGAACUCUCAAGGAUAUAUUAAAGUGUGUCAAUCCUAGGAAUUCAAAUAUCCCAUUUGGAGGGAAAGUGAUUGUCUUUGGAGGUGAUUUCAGACAAAUUAUACCUGUUGUUCAAGGUGGCAGUAGACAAAACAUUGUUAAUGCUUCUUUAAGUUCUUCUUAUUUAUGGCAACAAUGCAAAGUUCAUAAACUAACCAAAAACAUGAGGUUAACAGUUGGAUGCGAUCCAUCUUCUAUUAAACAAAUAAGGAAUUUUGCAACUUGGCUUUUAGACAUAGGAGAAGGUAAUCUUGGUGGUCCGAAUGACGGUGAAGCAAUUGUUGAUAUUCUAGAAGAUAUUCUCAUUACUAAUCCACAUGAUCCUAUAGGUUCAUUAAUUAAUUUUGUAUAUCCUUCUAUACUGGAAAACUUCAACAUUCCUGAUUAUUUUCAAGAAAGAGCAAUAAUUGCUCCCAAGAAUGAAGUUGUCCAAGAAAUAAACGAUCGUUUGUUGUCAAUGUUUCCAGGAGAACCAACUGAAUACUUAAGUUCAGAUAGUCUAUGCCAAUCCGAGUUUCUUCAUGAUAAGUUUGAUACAAAUUUAUACUCACCUGAUGUUUUAAAUGGUCUUAAAGUCUCAGGUCUGCCAAACCAUAAGCCUAUUUUAAAAAUCGGUGUUCCAGUUAUGUUAUUGAGAAACAUUGAUCAGAAAAACGGCUUAUGUAAUGGGACUAGACUACAGGUUAUAUCUUUGGGCAAACGUGUUAUCGAGGCAGUUAUCUUAACUGGAAGUAAUAUUGCAAACCGGACUUUUAUUCCAAGAAUGUCUUUAACUCCUUCUGAAGACUAG
Messenger RNA from Lactuca sativa (garden lettuce), 1995 nucleotides. RefSeq lists its product as uncharacterized. NCBI's taxonomy places the organism in Eukaryota, Viridiplantae, Streptophyta, Magnoliopsida, Asterales, Asteraceae. Gene Ontology annotation, molecular function: DNA helicase activity. Gene Ontology annotation, biological process: telomere maintenance; DNA repair. The record is from RefSeq and is a predicted model, not a curated record.